AUGAACUACACUUGCGGCGAGAGCAGUUACAACAUCUCCUACCCUUUCCGAACUAAAGGCAACCCCAACUAUUGUGGCCACCCCAAAUUUGAACUCACUUGCAUCAACAACACCACUCUCGCAAUUGAACUCGACAGAGAUCAGUACGAGGUGCAAGACAUCGACUACAAUGAUCGUGUCUUCCACGUCUCUGUUCCAAUUUCCGGCAACAUACCCUAUCCUCCCGACUUCACCAACGUAACAAUAGAUUUCGACGUUUUGAACUACAAAAGCUCUGAUGCCAACUUGACAGUACACUUCAACUGCCCCUCGUUAAUGGGCUUGCCAUCAAAUCUCUUUUUCAUCGCGUGCGUGGAGAAUAUGCCAUGCUUGGGAUUCCCACCUCUUAUCACGGACAAGAUUCCGAUACUGCUGAAAAAGUGCAGGUCAAUUGUGCAGAUUCCGAUACUCAAGAGUGUGACCGAGGAGCUUGUCAAAGGAGUGAUUGAAAUUGAGGAAGCAAUUGAAAAGGGGUUUGAUUUGAGUUGGACAGUCGGCGCUGGAUGGUGCAAUGGGUGUGAAGGAUCCGGUGGGGUCUGCGGAUACAAUCCCAACUCUCCGGGGGACGGAACCUGCUUCUGUCCUGAUGGAAACGAUACCGGAAUCACCUGCGGUGCGAGUUCAGGCAUUGCGCCAACAGGUAUGUUGGCUUUUAACUUAUAUUACUUAUGCGAUGAUUUCUGUAAAAUGAUGGGCUUUAAUUUUGAAGCUUAG
Asparagus officinalis (garden asparagus) is the source of this 753-nucleotide messenger RNA. Its product is annotated as LEAF RUST 10 DISEASE-RESISTANCE LOCUS RECEPTOR-LIKE PROTEIN KINASE-like 1.2. Gene Ontology annotation, molecular function: polysaccharide binding. The transcript has a single exon. Bases 1 to 753 code for a protein of 250 amino acids. The record is from RefSeq and is a predicted model, not a curated record. NCBI's taxonomy places the organism in Eukaryota, Viridiplantae, Streptophyta, Magnoliopsida, Asparagales, Asparagaceae.